AUGCAGAGCUAUCCUGGCUCGCCGGACAGACUGGAGCAAGGUCUGAAGGGAGCAGGUAAGGGAGGGGAGGAGGUGGAUCCGUGGAGUGCUUUUCUGCAACAGCAGCAGCUUAGACAGCAACAGCAAGCGAGACCUCAGCAGCCUUUGCCAGUUGGAGUGCAGAGACAAGCGUCAGGUGUGGUCGGACAGGGCACAGGAAGUGAUAUCUCGAGUCUUGGAGAGUCGUUUAGAAAUCACGUGCCAGUGCCACCACAGCCUGCUCCAGCAGUUGUUAACCCAGUCCCUUGCAACGCGUGCAGUGCUCAAGUUGUUGGAAGUGUUCCGCAGCAGGGUGCCGUUCAAAGUGAUCUCUUGAGAGAGAUGCAAGUGCUUAUCUCGCGUAUGUCGCCUCAGCAGGCACAGGCAGCACAGACGGUGCUGAACGAACAGCUGAUGUAUCAAGCUAGGGGUGUUCCAGAUCGGUUUGGUGAAAGGCCGGUACAUCCUGAUGCUCGUCAGGGUCAGUUUGCUCCAGGAGCGCCUACAGGGGUGUUGCCUUGUCAGGCUUACCAGUUGCCACAAAUGAACCAGCAGAGCUUUGAGAGUCGAGACGCCUUCUCUAGAGCGGACAAGUGGCUAGGUCAACCACCAAGUGCCGGUGUUGAAAAGUGGACGUCUAGAGAAGUGGAGAUUGCUGGGUUUUCCGACUACAUUGUUGCCCUUCAGUCGUGGGCAGCAUUGGCCAGCAUGACGUUUACUGAAGAGAUCUCUUGUGCUGUUAAGUGGCCUGAAGUCAUUUGGCAGCAGACGUUGUCUGAAGACCAGAAGGUGAGAUCAGUGAGGCUGUUCGGGAUCUUGAGAACUGCUUUUGCGGGGCACGCGCGCGCAAUGCUCAUGAUACAAGCGUUUGGUGAAGGGUUGCCGCUUGAUAACUCUGUCGCCGAUCCCGUGAGAUUUCUAGGAAACACCUCAUGUGAUUUUGAGUUGCUGCGUCAGCUUGGUCAACAGUUUUCUUUGAGAUCAAGGGCAGAAGCGCUGUCCAUGAGAUUUGAGCUGUUGGGACGCAUCUUCUCGAUGAAGAGCAGUGAAAUGAGUGCAGCGACGGUUGUAGGAGAUGUGAUCCGGAAGCUUGACAUUGAAGGAGCACGUUUUUCGAAGCCUUUAGGAACACUGCCAUCGCAUCUGGACAGGCAAGGCUUGAGCAUUGGUGACGGAGACAUGUUAGUGAUUCCUUUGCGUAGUCUGCCUGAAGAAGCGAAGAAGCAUGUGUUGCAUCACUCAGCUGCAGAUACCUAUCAGACCGCACGUCUUUCUGCUUUAAAGUACGAACAGCAACAGCGAUUUGAGCUUUUUGAUUUGACCAAGAGUGAUGGUGAUGAUCAGUAUGACAAAGCUUGGUAUGACAACGGUGAUGAUUGGUAUCAGUGGGAUGGCUCGUGGAGCAUCGCCGCUGUGAAUGAGGUCAAGUGUUUUGCCUGUGACGAGUAUGGGCAUGUGAGCCACAAUUGUAAGAAAGGGAAGAUGUAUGAACUGGUUGAGGAGUCCAAGGAAAGCAAUGAGGGAGGUCUUGACGACGCGACUUGGGCCGACGACUCCUGGCAUGAAGGCUGGGAUCAGUGGGAUAGCAGUGCAGGUCACGAGGCCUGGGGUAGCGCGGUCGCUGAGACUUCGAAGGAGAGCAAGCCAGUUGAAAACCUACAGUUGAGUGCUGUGAUCUUUGCGCCGUUGCUUGUAAAUGAGAUCCUAGAGGACCCACAGGACUGCGAGUGGUGGUUGCUUGACAGCGGGGCUGGAGUUUCUGUGUUGAGUGAGAGUGCUGCUGCGUGGUUUGGGAUAGAUGUUGGUGAGCUCAGGAGCUCGCGAGUGCAGCAGGGAUUCUCAGCGGCCAACGGUAGUCCGGUGAAGAUGCUUGCUGAGAGAACCAUACGAGUUGAGAUUUUUCUUGAGUUGCCUGAUGGUACCAGUGAUUGGCGUGAAGCAAGCAUGAAUGUUUGGAUUGGCGACACAAAUCACAACAUCAUUUCCACGACCAUGCUGUGUCACCGUGGUUGGACCUUUUCUCAAUCGAGGGAGGGCAUCCACCUUGCGUCUGCUUCAGGCGCGUGUGCUAAGGAGAUCGUGCUUUUCUGUAAUGUGCCCUGGGUGCGUUUGAGACCCGUGGUGCAUCCGGAGUCGCCUGAGGGCGAGCUGUGUUUGGCGCCAUUGACGCCUCAGGUCCCACUUGUCAUACUCCAUAUCACCCUGGGUGCAAGCACUGUAGUUGCUGAUUUCUUCUUUCUCUCGAGUACUGGCGAGGAGAGACGAGAGGUCAGAUCGGACAACUUGCGUGUGCUUGUGAUGGUGGAACGGAUGUCGUCCAUGAUAGGAGCCAUCGUCACGUCUGACAACCUAGUUGCUAGCAGGACCGACAUUGUGAGGUGGCUUCGUGAGUUUGGGCUUGAGUCGGGCACAUGUUCAAUCCUUAUGUUGACAGACGCAGAAGAAGCCGUGUCGGACUUGGUGGCCGGCGCCUCCGAUGAGUUUGUGUUUCAGGUCAGGAAAGCAGGUCCUCAGUGUCACGAGUCGAUUGGUGUGGCCGAGCGCGGAGUAAGGAAGAUUAAAGAGUCAUUGCAAACAUUGCGUAGUGACUUGAAUCAUGAAGGCUUGGACAUCUGCUUCAAUCACGUCGGUUUCAGUGCUGCUCUUACGUAUCUUUGCGGUAGCUUGAACAGGUUCUCGAAGGCUCAUGGGUCGGAACUUGCACCAUGUGACAUGCCUUUGCAGAGACCUACCCCCAAGGGCGCCUUCACUCUGUUUAGCGCUACGGUCUUAGCCGAGCUGCCGCAGUCGAUAAAAGAUCUGGGACCGAACCUACCCCGGUUCACGGAGGCUGCCUUCCUCUACCCGGUGCUAGGGUCCCAGGCCAUUCGUGUUGCUGCGCUGAUUCGACUUGAGGGCAGGUUGGAACUAAAGGUCUUUAACGCAAAAUCUGUGAAGGUGACGGUUCCACUAACUUGGCGGCUUGAGCUCGUGGAAGGAGUGAUUGCUCCCAUUGGUGGCGGACCCAGAGUCCCUCCUGUUCUUGAGCAUCGUGAAGUGCUUGAUCCUCCUGUGUCAGUCCGUGGGCCUGCAUCGGGGCCACCUGUUGAGUGGCUGCGGCGUCAUGGGUACACGGCUCGAUGCCCAGCGUGCUCUAAUCUUCAAGCUGGCCGACGGGCAGGUCAGAAGCACGGUCGGACUUGCCAGCAGAGGUACGCUCACUGGCUUCGGGAGUCAGUCGCUGGUGACGGUGCGGCCGUUGCUGAGGAUAGAGCUCGAGUUGUGUCCGCGGAUCCGAUUGCGGCACCCGACCAAUCUGGUCAGGAGAUGGCCGUAGAUGUUGGUGACCCGAGCGUUCCAGUGCAUCAGGCCUUGACCGUUCAAUGGAGCGAAGGCUCCACAGGGCUUCAGUUGGGAUCUUCAGCUGGGCAUGCCAGCUUUGGUGGUGGCUCCGAGUCACGAGGAGUGAAGCGCAUGUCUGAUGUUGAGGUUGUUGAUCUUGAGAACGAGAUUCGUGAUUCAGGCCCCAGCGUUCCGCGGAUGAUCGAGGGAAUUAUGUGGGCGUCUGACGCUCAUGAGCCUGUUGUCUUGAAUGAAGUUGUAACUCGUCCUGAGGUAUUCGAUGAAGGGAUCAACAGCAUCAGGUAUGAGUCAUCUUCUGGUAAUGCCGCUAAGCCGAAGUUUGAGAGUGUUCCACUUGGGGGGACACGGGUGCACUUGUGGUGCCCUGACGGCGGCAUUGAUGAUAGCACGCUUGAAGAGCUUCCGGGAGAUUUGGUGUUUGCUGGCAUGAAGGAGGAAAUCUGCAAUUUGGAGAAUUGCCGCACAGGCCGCAUUAUCGGUUCUGAGGAAGUUGAUGCGCUGAAGCGGAAACAUCCGGGAAUGUGUGUGAUCCAAUCCAGGUGGGUCUGCGCUCGUAAGAAUGCUCAGCGAGUUCGCAGCAGGAUCGUUGCAAAGGACAUAGCCAAUGGGUCUGCACGCAAACAGGGUUUCAGUAGUCCCACUCCGAGUCUUGACUCGCUUAUGCUAGCACUGAUCAUGCUUGCCACGCGUGAUAUGCGAGGAUGCGGUGCGGACAUUGGCCAUGCGUUCAUGAACAGUCCGUUAGAAGCUAAGACUCCUGUCAUUCUGAAGUUGCCAUUGUCUGUGUCAUUGUCUAAUGGACUUCCUGCGUUUUUCUUCUUGUAUUGCGCUUUGAAUGGUCUUAGGGAAGCUUCGUUGGCAUGGUUACGGCUUCUGACUGGCCUUAUACGGCCACUUGGACUUAACAGCUGUGAACGCGAGCCGUGCCUAUUCACUGGAUGGGUGAGCACAAAGGUGCGUGAGACCGCACAUGGUGGGCGAGCCAUCGUGAUUGCCUAUGUGGAUGAUUUGUUGAUCAUCACUGAUGAUGAGCUUGUUGAACAGGCCAUUCUCAGUGCCAUCUCGAAGCGGUUGCAUGUGAAGAUCACAGGAAGGAUCUUUCCCUCGAGCGCCGGAGGUGGGAGCCUCACCUUCCUCGGUAGAUGCAUCCGUAGAUGGCCAGGUUCUUCUGUGAUUGAGUUGAGCAUCGACAAGCAGUGCUUAGAACCAUGUUUUAGCGCCUACGGGAUCACGAAGGGUUCACAAGCGGUGCCUGAUGUUGCCAGUUUGCUUGAGAAAUCCGGUCCAGAACUCACACCGGAAGCAUAUUCGCGCUUUAGGCGAGCAUUGGGCCGGCUGUUAUGGUAUGCUCAGACGAGGCAGGACAUUAAGUUGAUGCUCACCUUGAUUGCCACACAACAGAGCAAGCCUACUUCAGCCACUGAGUCUGCUUUGCGUGCUGUCCUUCGGUUCCUAAAGGGCGACGAGUACAUAAUCCAUCAGAUUCCUUCGGCGAGCUUGGAUCCUGAGUUCUUGAACUGCUCACGCGAUGAGCUGCUGACGCGGGUACAUGUAUUCGCGGACGCCUCAUAUGCUCCAUAUCGCUUCCUUGAGCGGAGGGGCAUCACUGGAGGAGCAAUCACCUUUGCAGGGAGUGCUGUGAGAUUAGUUGCCAAAACACAAAGCGUAGUCUGUUUGUCGUCCUGCGAGUCGGAGUUGCACGCCUUGCAACUCAUGGCCCAAGAAUGUGUCGCAUUCAUGUUCAGCGUGAAUCGGGUAUUGGCGAGUUUUGGCGAGGCAUCUCUUCGGUAUGAUGUCCAAUUGGACACUCGGGAGGAUGAGGACUCCCAUGAUCCUGAUCAGGAGUCUGUAGCUGAGAUCUUGACAGACUCACAGUCGGCAGUCGACCUCCUCAAGGGGGAAGAUCUGCCUCGGCGGAGUCGACAUAUUGAGAUCCGCAUAGCCUGGCUCCGGGAGCACCUAAGGUCUGGCCGCAUCCAGCUCAGGUGGCUGCGGGGUACUGUCAAUCCAGCUGAUCUUUUGACGAAGUGUUUGCCAACUAGAAUGCAUGUGCUUCAUCGUGAGCGCUUGGGGUUCGUUGCCGAGACCGGACAUGCUAGCGCCUUAUUUGCCCUUGCUCAGCUGCAUGUACAACAUGAGAACAAGACCGGAAGUUCUGUAGCUUUGCUUGAGGUCUGCUGUAGUGCCGAUUCCGAGUUGUCGAGGGCGUGCUGUGAGCUUCGGAUCCCAUAUGUUGGCAUCACGGCGAAUGCGGAAACGACUCGUGUGUUUGAGCAAGCUGCUAGGUACGUCAGUGAGUGGAAGCUGAGUGGGCUUUGGGUUCAUGUGCACACUUCCACACCAUGUGCACCUGGAUCACCGCUGAAGCGAUUCAGUGAAUCGAAGACCGAAGCCGACUUUGCGUGGGAGCCUCUUUGCAAGUACGCCUUGAAGUAUCUUCAGCUUGGUGAUGGUAGAUCGUUUGAGUUGCCGUACUUCAACGAUCUUUGGAAAAGACAUGGAACACAGAAACUGUUGACGGAUGCUUGCUUGAUUUUUCACGUGCAGGUGCAUCUGUGUGCGACGGGCAUGAUGUCAAACUCCGGCCUGCCGAUUGGAAAGCAGCUGUGUUUUGCGUGCUCGCAUGAGGUCUUCAGUCGAAAGCUGCGUGAGUUGUUUGGCACAUGUCGUUGCAGUGCGCAUGCCAGCUUUGCAGACACUGACUACACGUCAACAGCCCAAUCUCCUUUUGAAGCUAUGGCCUACACCUUGGCUUCCUCCUGGGACGUUGAAGCGAUGGGGAGUGUAAUUCAGGGCGUUAUGGGGCCGAGCUUCAGCACCGACCCCUUCUGGAUUAUGAUGAUGGCUAUUUUCGUGAAUGGUUUACUGCUGGGUUUGCUAGCGGCUACUUGGUUUUAUUUGGUGGCUUCAAAGACUAUGAGACAUCAUGAUCCAUUUGCUGGUCGUCACGGCUUUACUGCUGAGAUGGCUACUGGGGAACGUUUUGCACAGGAUGAUCCUGGAAAGACUUCGAAAAGAGAGUCCGGGAAUACUCCGAAAUCCAGCGCCGGUGAACCGAGCGCCAAUCCUACGAGUGCACCACGAUUCGUCAAUGAUCAUGGUGAUGUGAUUCUGGAAGGUUCAAAGGAGAACCAGUUCUGGAGGACGCGUCAUCAACGACCUAUUUUUAUUUUCGGGGAGGAUUCCGUUACGUUCCAUGACCAUGGGAAUGCCAAUUGCAGCACUCAGCAGGGCAUGGUUGGAAGAGAGCUUCUGCCGUGUGGAUGCUGCAAGCCCGAGUUGGGACAUGAUGAGCUGGCUACCUUUGGUCACCGUGUGCUUCGUGCAUGGUGCGACAUCUGGAGUGAGAAAGCUGGUAAACGUGUUGGGUCAUUUGGCAACACACUGCGCCACCUCCUUUAUGAGUGUGAGCGUGUGCCCGGCGCCCUCAUGCCCUCUGGCUGGUUGCUCUCCUUUAGGCGCCGCCACCCCGACGAGUGCCUUUGGCUGCGUGGGAUUAAACCCCUCGCGCCCCGCGCUCCCCUCGCCCACGAGGCUGAGGUUCGCCGCACCGGCCUCUUCCUCCAGGGCACUCCUGACUUGACAGGGCUUUUCGUUGCUACGGACGCGUCAGGCGGCCCAGCUACGAGGGACAGUCGCCUUCGCUCGGUCGGCUGGGCCAUCGUAGUCGCUAGCCGGCACCAGGACGACCUCAAUAUCCUUGGCACUAUGACAGGGCUUUUGCCAGCGCCGGCCACCGUGCCGGAGGGAGAGAGCGAGGCAAUUGCCCAGGCUCUUCUCUCCACCCGCGGCACCUUUGACCUCACUUGCGACUGCCGCCCCGCCAUCCGCAGCCUCCAAGGCACUUUCACCAAGCGUACCCCGCUUGUGUGGUCCAAGGCGUGGGACCAUAGGCACAGGGUCGAUCCACACUGGGCUGAGGUCGCAGAGCUUGCCUCGGGCUCUACACCCACUGAGCCGGUCACGGGGCUGCAGGGUCCGCCUCGAAUGGCUACUGGCCAGCCCUUUGCGGUGACGGCCUUCGGCCAGCCUCCGGAGACCCCUCAUCCACACCCCGUCCCGGAGCUUUCCCUUGCUCCGGAUAAUCCCCUGGAGCCAGCCUCUGCGGAGGCCCUGACUUCCAUCCGGGUCUUCCCGAUGACGAGGCACGUUCGGCUCACCACGGCAUACGUUGCCAAACGCCGCCGUGAAAUGGCGGCCGCCGAAGCUGCCAAAGCCAAGGGGCCCCAGCCCUAG
This is a messenger RNA of Symbiodinium sp. CCMP2592, 7596 nucleotides long. Lineage: Eukaryota; Dinophyceae; Suessiales; Symbiodiniaceae. The record is from the annotation of a GenBank genome assembly.